Messenger RNA from Didymosphaeria variabile, 1647 nucleotides. RefSeq lists its product as uncharacterized. The record is from RefSeq and is a predicted model, not a curated record. The transcript has a single exon. The coding region runs from base 1 to 1647 and encodes 548 amino acids. Lineage: Eukaryota; Fungi; Ascomycota; Dothideomycetes; Pleosporales; Didymosphaeriaceae.
AUGCCGGAUGCACAACUUGCGCUCCCCUCUCAACCACGUGUUGACUUCGACCUUCUCAAAACAUGGACUGGAAGGUGCGAAGAGCACGGACAGUGUCUUCCAGACGAAGCGAGCGAAUUAGAAAGAUUCAAGGUGAUUGACUGCGAAACACGCACUGUGCAAAGGGCACCUGAGAAGUGCAGUUUCGUAGCUUUGAGUUACCUUUGGGGUCCGCAGGAAGAUUUCGCGCCGCAGCCUCUGCCUGCGGAACAAACAGGGACUAUAGAAGACGCAAUCACCGUGACCUUACGCCUUGGCUUCCGGUACCUCUGGAUCGAUAGGUACUGCAUCGAACAAACAAGCAUCAUGGACAGAACCCUGCAGAUCAAGCAAAUGGGGCAGAUAUACGCUUCUGCACACCUCACCAUUAUCGCAGCUGCAGGUACAGACCCGAGACACGGGCUCCCAGGCGUAAGCCAACCGAGGCAAGUCGACCAAGCGGUGACAGAACAGAUCGGACCAGUCACAUUGGUCCAGCUAAAGACAUCUGCUGCUAGCAAUUUCCAGCGCUCAAUGUGGGCCACGCGUGCAUGGACAUUUCAAGAAGGCAUUCUAUCCAAACGUCGGCUUGUCUUCACUGACGAAGCUGUGCUGUACAUGUGCCAGUCGGACUACCAUCAUGAUCUCGCUCCCGGUUACAGCUCAGGCGUGAAUUACGAGCUUGUUGCUCUGGCCGAGUUCAUUCAAUGCGCCCGAUUACCUCGCGAAUUUCGGUCUUCCGCCGGAUCUUCACGUUUCAAAGAAGCCCUAAGGUAUGUAACAGCGUACAGUCGCCGCAACAUGAGGAUGUCAUCUGAUGCCUUAAACGCUAUCAUUGGUAUCUUGAACUAUAUAUCGAACGACAGGAAGGAGCCAAUCUUCCACCUUUGGGGCGUGCCACUGGCGCCACUUACAGAUGUAGAGAACUACUUUGACACGACUGUCAAAAGGUACGGGGGCGGCACUCCCAAAGCCACGCCAAGGGAAGACUAUUUUGAAUUCGCGCUCAACUGGAUUCAUCCGAAGCCGGGCCGCCGAAGGGGUGGUUUUCCAAGCUGGUCGCCGCUUGGCUGGGAAGGACCCAUAGAAUAUCCUCUUCAGUACAUGGACAUCGUUAUUCCUAAGGAAUUCGACAUACGCAUACAUCCACUCAAAGAUGCCGAGUCUCGGCCGUACCUACGACAUGAGCUUAAACAUGGAGGCCAAAUCCAAUACGAAGGCAAGGACGCCAUCUCGACGAAAUUGGAGAUCAUCUCGGCGCUGGUGGCUCCUGUACAGCUUCUACUGGAAGACAACGGCGACGCUCGUAUCACACUGAAAGAUGGAACAACUCUAGAUCCUGAAUUUGAAACUUACUGGGAUGAGGACCUCGGAGGCAGGGACAGUAAUAUGAAGGCCGAGGAUACAGGCCGUGGCGAAGGGGAGCCUUGGCUCGUGUGGCAGAUUGGAUGCAAGACGGUCAGAAAGCGAAGAUAUCAUUAUGUGGUGUUGAGACUGGGCAACGAUGGCAUUUACGAAAGGGUAGGGUUCAUCAUUGCAUGGAAGGGAAGGUCAGAUGCAGGUCUCCUCGACGCAACCUGGGCAGACCCUAUUCCUUGUGAUCGGACUGAAAGUCUGUUUAUAGCAUAG